UUUUGUUUAUUAAUUUAAAGGCAAACAACAAACACGAUUACAUGUGUAUUUCAUUUGUGCUUGUAAUAAAGCUUGGUCUGUUAUCAUUUAUCAACACUGUCCAGCUCACACACUCUACCGAUUGAAUUAUUUACCAAAUGGAACACAAUUUAUUUCCAACCUUCUUGUGCGGUUGUGCCCAUUUGCUUUCUACUAGAUUCCAACAUUGGGUUUGGAUCAUUCAAUAUCAAUGGCUCUUCUCUGUGUUUAAAAAAAGGUUACAAGUUUGCAACUGUUUUAGAGAAAGGCAAGAGUGAUGAUGCAGCUUCUGGUCUCCCCUCCGAUCUUUGGCUGUCUUUCUUGGUAACAAAUGCUUAAGCCCAUUUUUGUUUGUUCUGUAAAAAUCAGAAUAAAACGAUGAAACUUGUGAUGAGAAUUUUUAGCCUCAAAAAUUUCCACAUAAUAUACUGAUACUAAACUUUAUAUAAUGUCCACAUAAUAUAAAAUAUAAAAUUAUAUUUUCAAUAAUUUUAAUUUUAUCGCCCUUUCGUGUAUAGAAAGUUGGGCAGAAAACUAACGUUACAGUUGGCAGAAAAUAAUGAAAACAAAGAGAUGAAGUGAUAAUUGGGUUAUAAAUAAAUACUCCAUUAGAACAAUUAAGGAGAAAAAUCGCGAGAAAAGAGGAUGCACGACAUCGAAACUACAAAGCGUGCUUCGCACUGAAUGGUCUUUUUUUUUCUUACGCAGGAAAAAAAAAAAGAUAUCUCCCAUCUCUCGCUGUCUCAUAAACAGAGAAGAAGAGAGGAUAUAAAUAUUGACCACUAGAGAAAGAAACUCGCCGCUUGGUAGCAGUAAGCAGUAAGCACAUAUCUCGAGCCGCACUAAGUAGCUCCUCAUGGAAUUGGGAAAGUCAGUACUGUAAUAAUCACCAGUCGCAGACUAGUUUCUCUGAUGUGACGGAGUGCACGAUGAUUGAAGUCACAUUAAACCAAGAAGAUCACUCCUACAUGUUCGAUGAUGAUGAUGAAUCCACCACCCCAGUGAAGGCCUGUAGCGAGUCGGGUUAUCAUCAUGUCACAGCAGGUUGUUCUUCUGUAAAGAGGCGUCGUCGGAUGUUACAGUUCGAGGACCAGCAGCCUAUGGAAACAACCCUUUUCACCAGUGAGAGUUUCUCUUCUAUCUUAAGAUCAAGCGCUAGAGAGGAAACAUAUGAUGAGCUUUUACCCGAAGGAUCUCAGCUUAUAGAAGAUGCUUCCGCCUCAAGCUUCGAGGGCCUUGAUGGUCUGCAUGCUGACGAGUGGUAUGUUGACUGCUUAAAUGAUCCCGAGGCUCCAACCCUACCUGAUGACUUAAGCUUUGGUUCCCCUGAUGAUGUCCAUGUAGAUAUAUCAGGGUAUCUAAACCUCCCACCAGAAGCAGAAACCAAUGAAGUUAAACGACCUGUGACUCGUUCUUCUCCAGAUGUUAUCUUCAAAGGUAGAAAAUCUCUUGCAAGGCUAGCGUCUUCUGUCAUCUAUCCGUUUUCAUUCAUCAAACCAUGUGGGGUUGAUGGAGACAUGACUCUCAAGGACAUCAACCAGAAAAUCAUAACUCCACCAGCGAAACCAAAGGAAAACAAAGCAGAGACUCCGGUGAUCCAAACCUCAGCGUUCUCUGGGAAACCAGAAGUUGGAAAGACUAAGAUCCGCACAGAAGGUGGUAAAGGAAGCAUCACGAUAACGAGGACUAGAGGCUAAAGCUAUAAUAAGUUUGAGUAGAAAGUAUUUUUUUUUUUUAUGUUUUUAAACAUUUUGCCUUAUUCUCAGAGGCAAUAAUAGUUCCAGUCAAUGGCCUUUAAUCAAGUACAGCGGUUAAUACUUUUCAAGUAUGAAUCAAUCAUGUUCUUGUUAUAUUUUGGUAUAUCUAGUAAGAAGGUGAAGUUAAGAAUC
Messenger RNA from Brassica napus (rape), 1907 nucleotides. Its product is annotated as protein XRI1-like. Lineage: Eukaryota; Viridiplantae; Streptophyta; Magnoliopsida; Brassicales; Brassicaceae. The transcript is spliced from 6 exons. Bases 948 to 1715 code for a protein of 255 amino acids. Gene Ontology annotation, biological process: male meiotic nuclear division; female meiotic nuclear division. The record is from RefSeq and is a predicted model, not a curated record.